UUUUUCAACAGGAUGACAAGAUUUAAUGAAAUAGAUUUUUUUUUAAUGAAUAAACAGUCAAACGAAGCCAAAGAAUAACAUGACAUACUAGAAUCUAUUUUGAGAGGAGAAAUAAGAGUGGUGCUCGAUGGGACAAAUUAAAAUUGCUCUGUGGUGUGCAUUUUCUGCUCCAGUUCUGACCAGCAUUCUUACUCUGAGGCCAACAAUUCAGUGCCAGAAGAACACUUCAUAUUAGAGGUCCAUGCAACUACUGUGCCACAGUAUUGUAGCCAUCUCUGUCUGGUUGUUUUUAUUAGGUGAACAUUUUUCACACCACACACACACAGAGCUCAUUUUUCUAUAAUACUGCGCUGUUUUGCCUCGAAAAGUCUCUAAAAGAAGGAAAAUUAAAAUCAGUUUUGUUGUAAUUUGGGCGAGAAACAGAUGUGAUUUACCAGGAAAAAGAAAAUUAAUAUAAUUGAACAUUAGCUAACUAAUAAAGUGGAAACACAUUAUUAAAUGCAGACAAUUGCUGUUGAGGGCCUCUCUCUGCCUUGGUGAUGCUCCAAAAUAAAAGCCUCAUUAAUAAAACAAAAAUUUAAUCUAAAACUUUGAUAAACACUCAUAGCUCAGUGGUUAAAGUUUGUAACACUAAACUCCUGUGUGCACAGGAGAACAUUAUGAACUCUACUCAUCCAUCCAUUCAUCCUCUGUAUAUACAGGGAGGCGCACAAAACAGUCUAUUCCUGUUUAUGGCUGCCCUUUGCACAAAGAACGAUAAAAGCCAUCAAUGACAUGUCAAUUAAUCAAACUUGCAGUUAACAAACAUGGAGAAUGAAUGAUAGAUUAACUUUACAAAAGGUUGGGGGAAAGAAGCCAUUCUGUUUCCCUUUGUCUGCAGCUUUCACAAUAGACCCACAUAUGCUUCAACCUGCUCACCUUGACGGGGUGUGUUCGCGCAAGACCAAAAUGUUAUUGCUUUGUUGUACAAGCGAAAAUGAAAAAAACAAAGAGGAAAGAGCCUUGUCAUCCCUGCACAGCAAAAUACUCAAGAGGGCUUGUUAGGCAGAGCCAGCAUAGUGAUGAAGGUACAGAUACAAUAUUUAUCUCUUUAGUGAUGAGAGAGAGAGAAGAAAUGCGAGAUGGGAGAGGGGAAGAAUGCCCCAACGAAAUAAUUCCUCAUAAAUCAGGUUUUCCUUGUGAUUUUGCCUUUUUUUUCCUAUCUUUCCAGGAAGUCACAUUUCGAGAAUCGUCACUCGUUUUCUGUUGCUUGUAACUAGAGGGCGAAACAAGCAGCUGUUUGUUUUCAUUUCAUUUGGCGAGAGUUUUCUAGAAAUAUGAAGACGUCUCUGUUGUUGUAAAAGUUUUAGAAAUUGGUUGGGAUACUGCUCAUGAAUUCACUAUCUUUUAACUUUUUUACACCUACAUAACUUCUACUACUAAAAAUGUGUUUGAUUUUACCCCACUAAAAAGUAUGCAGACUGUCACAACAUUUUUACAUGAUAGAAUCUAACUGCUUUGUUUUGUUGCAGUAGCACGCAGGAGGAAUGUGAUUGUGGCCUCGGCCAGCUUCCUUCUAUUUGGUUUGUCCAGGGGUGAAUGAGAAGUGCUGAGUCACAAUGAGUUUUCAAAACCCUAGUAAGUAGUCCAGUCUUGUUUCAGGAGGAUACGCCCUGGCAGCAGGAAAAGCAACUGCACCCUGGGACAAAAACCUAAAAAAUAAAAUCCAGCCAUUAUUGUUUCUGCAAGUUUUUGUUAGCAUGCAGUCCAUGCAUGCAAUUUUACUUGUUUAUCUAUUGCUUUUUUUUUUCUUUUCUUUUUACCAUAAGGGUUAAUCAGAAGAAAUAAAGAUCUGCAGCUCAAACCAAGAGAAUUCCCCUCCUCCUUGCAUGUCAGAAGCAACCUCGGUACAAUCAACUGGAGCAAUUACACACAUUCUCACACAUAGUAAAAAUGAAAUGAAAAUGGACUUUGGCUGCAGUACCCGGUUGUUUAGGGUCGCAAAGUGAAGCAGUUCAACAUGUUUAAACGAAUUGUUGAUUAUCUUAACUGCCUAGAGUCACUUAUCUUUGGUGAUAUCACAAACAUGGGUUGGGACUCAGGUCCACCAAUCCGGUUGUGGAAGGCUGGAGGUUAUUAUAAAAACAGGCGUGGGGAGACUUCCAGACUCACUCCUCGCUCCUUACUCCUCACUCUCUCCCUCGUCUCGCUGCUGGGAAACAACCUCGGAUCCUGCGACAAUGGCCAAGGACAUGACUCUGAUGUGGGGCUCCGGCUCUCCUCCCUGCUGGAGGGUCAUGAUCGCCCUGGAGGAGAAGGGCCUGCAGGGCUACAACAGCAAACAGCUGUCCUUUGAAAAGGGGGAACACAAGGGGAAGGAAGUGCUCGCCAUCAAUCCCAGGGGUCAGCUUCCUGCCUUCAAACAUGGAAACAUUGUCCUGAACGAGUCCUACGGUGCUUGCCUGUACCUGGAGGAGCAGUUCAAGAACCAAGGAAACAAGCUGACGCCCGAAAACAAAGCAGAAGUUGCACUGAUGUACCAGCGCAUGUUUGAGGGGCUAACACUCUUUGACAAAAUAAAACAAUCCCUCUUCUACGACCGCUUCGUCCCCGAGAACGAGAGGCACGACUCCGCCAAGAAGAGGAACGCCGAGGGACUGAAGGAGGAGAUCAAAAUCUGGGAGGGGUACCUGCAGGCAACGGGUCCAUACCUUGCAGGAAAGAGCUUUUCUCUGGCUGAUGUCAUCAUCUUCCCAGUGAUCGCUUUCCUCUUCCGCUUUGGCUUGAAUGAGGAGCACUUCCCUAAACUGGCAGCUUACCAGAACACUGUGAAGGACAGACCCAGCGUCAAGAACACCUGGCCUUCCAACUGGAAGGACAGUCCAGGAACGGAUGCACUGAAGGACCUUUGAGCUGGAAACAAUGUUCCCUUUCCACUUACUAUGAAGCUACAUCUUCUGCUGCACUACUGUAGAGGUUUACAUGUUAAACAAAAACCAGACAAACACUUUUCUUUCACUUUUAGGUGCUUACCUGAUACCAUUUGUAUGUAAUUUCCUAUAAAGAUGUGUGUGUUUGGUGCUGUGACCAACAAAAUAAAUAGAAAUGAAAUUA
Molecule: messenger RNA, 3093 nt
Organism: Gambusia affinis (western mosquitofish)
Lineage: Eukaryota; Metazoa; Chordata; Actinopteri; Cyprinodontiformes; Poeciliidae
Product: glutathione S-transferase A-like
Exons: 6
Coding region: 2220-2891 (223 amino acids)
Source: RefSeq, a predicted model, not a curated record